CUCCACCGCAGAUUUCCUGUGACGUCGGCAAACGGGUAGAAGUUCAGGUUGGAUCGGUAAGGGGGCCCCCAACGCUCUCUGUACCAGUGAUUUGAGUUUAAUGCUACCUCACAAAACCAACCAGGAAGCAGAACAUGGCUUCAGACAGGAAGCAUCAUGGAUCCAGGUCCAAGGGCUCCAAACAAAUCAACAUCGGUGAAGAAAUAAAGAUUGCAGUGCACCUGUGGUUGGAGAGGUUUCGCUUCAGUGAGGAGAAAGAGAUGGAAUUUCCUUCUUCUUUUACCAGCACUGAGAGAGCUUAUGUUCACCGAAUAGCUCAGUCCCUGGGUUAUAUUUCAAAAAGCAAAGGGAAGGAACCAAAUCGUUACCUCACCAUCAGGAAGAGGGAUGUCCCUGACAAACCCCAGCCCAACAUCCAGCUCACUGUCUUCCAGAAUUCCUUAUAUCCCAUCCACAGUCUGCUUCAGAGGUUUCCGGUCAGCAGGAAGGAGCGCUCGGAUGUGCCGCCCACUGGGAAAAGCGGCGUGCCCAUGGCCUCAGAACCUGACAGGAACCGGCCAAGCGGGCGUUUAAACAGCAGCAUCCCCAUGGUUCCUAAGAGGAGGGGUCCGUCAGAGCUGGACCGGUUUCGAUGCGCUCUGCCCGUGGCUGAGCACCAGGAGGAGAUCAUUCAUCUCAUCAGAGAAAACAGAGUGGUCCUUAUCGUGGGAGAAACCGGCUCUGGAAAAACUACACAGAUCCCACAGUUUUUGUUAGACGACUUCAGCAGGACCGGACAGCCCUGCAGGAUCUACUGCACUCAGCCUAGACGCCUGGCUGCCAUUGCUGUGGCUGAGAGAGUGGCGGCUGAGAGAGGGGAGUGUGUGGGCCAGACGGUCGGUUAUCACAUCAGACUUGAGAGCAGGGUCUCUCUGAAUACGCUGCUGACCUUUUGCACAAGUGGAGUUCUCCUCAGGACGCUGAUGGCAGGAGAUGGCAGCCUUCGAACAGUCACACAUGUCAUUGUGGAUGAGGUGCAUGAGCGUGAUGGUCUGACUGACUUCCUGCUGACUAAGAUGAAAGAUGUUCUUCAGAAGAUUCCUACACUGAAACUGAUCCUGUCCAGUGCAUCUUUGGAUGUAGACCUGUUCCGUCAGUACUUCAGCUCCUGUCCUGUUAUCUACCUCAAAGGGAGACAGUUUGAAGUGAAGGAGUUCUUUCUGGAGGACAUCCUGAGACUGACCGGCUUCAGCAACAAGGACAUGUGGAAAUAUGAUGAAGAGACACAGAGAAAGGAGAGAAAACAGAAACGACUGACAGAGUGGUGCGAGGCGGUGGAAACCAGUUCUGCUGGGGAGAAAGAGACGAGCCAUUUGUUGGCGCCAGGGAUCCUCCGUGGAUGUAGAGAUGAGGAUGAGCAGAGCUUCAACAAGCCGAACAAAGGUGGAGCGGACCAGAUGGAGCCGUGGCUGCUGAGGGAGAUGGACUCCUGCAUUUCAAACAUUUUCCUGCAUGAAGAGCUGGAGGCUUUCAGUCAGCUGUUCAACCUCAUUCUCAGUGAAAGUGUCAACGUGGAUUACAUGCAUAGUCAAACAGGCGCCACGGCUCUGAUGGUGUCGGCAGCGCGAGGAUUCGUCCCACAGAUGCAGCAGCUGCUCGCCAUGGGGGCUGACAUCAACAUCACAGCAUCUAAUGGAUGGACUGCCCUGGACUUUGCUAAACACUUCUGGCAGACAGAGGCCAUGGAUCUGCUCAGGUCCUCUUUACCUUUGCGGGAUGUGAGCAGUGUGGAGGAAUCAGCUUUGAUGCAGUGUGGCUCUGCAAAGCUGAGCGCUGAAGACCAAGAGCUGCUCAAAUCUGACCACCAUAGCUUUGAUGAUCAGUGGGUGGACCUGGACCUCAUCAUGGCUCUGCUCCACAACAUCUGCUCCUCGACCAGUGAUGGCGCCGUCUUGAUUUUUCUUCCUGGAUACGAUGAAAUAGUGUCGCUCAGGGACCGCAUCCUGUCGGACGAUGAGCGAUUCUCCGCACACUCUGAGAGUUACCAGGUGUACCUACAUUCAGACAUGCAGACUCUGAUCAGAAAAAGAGCCAUGAAGACCUCUCCACGGAACGUCAGGAAGAUAAUUCUGUCGACUAAUAUUGCUGAAACGAGCAUCACCAUCAACGACGUGGUCUUCGUCAUCGACUCAGGAAAAGUCAAAGAGAAGUCCUUUGAUCCGUUCACUCGUGCAUCCAUGUUGAAGUCAGUUUGGAUCUCCAAAGCCAGCGUUCUGCAGAGGAAAGGAAGAGCUGGACGCUGCCAGCCUGGGGUUUGUUUCCACCUCUUCAGUCGCCUUCGGUUCAACAACAUGCUGGAAUUCCAGGUUCCACAGCUGCUGCGAAUGCCUCUGCAGGAGCUGUGUCUCCAGACCAAACUUCUGGCUCCAUCCUCCUGCCCGUCGCUGAACUUCCUGUCCAAAGCUCCACAGCCUCCUCCCGCACAUGCAAUCCGGAGCGCCGUCAAAAUGCUGAAGACUAUAGAUGCCUUGGACCAGUAUGAAGCCCUGACUGAUCUGGGCUUCCAUCUGGCUGAUCUACCUGUGGAGCCCCACCUGGGAAAGAUGGUGCUGUGUGCUGUAGUGCUCAAAUGUCUGGACCCUAUUCUCACCAUCGCCUGUACUCUGGCCUAUCGGGACCCUUUCAUCCUUCCUGCCGAGAGCUCCAAGAAGAAAGCUGCUCUGCAGUGCCGCAAGCAUUUCACUUCCAACACCUUCAGUGACCACAUGGCUCUGCUCCGAGCUUUCCAGUCGUGGCAGAAGGCUCGCAGUAACGGCUGGGAAAGAUCCUUCUGUGAGAAGAACUUUCUGUCCCAGGCCACCAUGGACAUGAUCCUUGGAAUGAGGACACAGCUGCUGGGACAACUCCGAGCUAUUGGUUUUGUGCGCGCCCGUGGGGGCAGCGACAUCCGUGAUGUGAAUCUGAACUCUGAAAACUGGGCGGUGGUGAAGGCGGCUUUGGUGGCCGGCAUGUACCCAAACCUCGUCCACAUCAACAAGGAAAGCUCCAUGCUCCCCGGUUACAGUGAGAAGAAACUUCACUUCCAUCCUACAUCCAUCCUGAGCUCGUCCGAGCUGAAGGAGGACAGUCGCUCCAGAUCAGCCCAGACUCUUCCCACACAAUGGUUGAUUUAUGAUGAGAUGUCUCGAGGCCACAGAAUGGCGAGUGUCCGCUGUUGCUCCCUGGUGACCGCCAUCACCGUCGCCAUUUUUGGAGGUUGUUCCAAACUACAAUGCUCUACCCUCGAGGAAGCUGCUGCACACAGAACUUAUGACGGUGCUCUGGAUGAUGCGAGUGACAGCGACACAGAGGAGCUGGCUGAGAUCAGGAUAGCUGACUGGCUUGUCUUCCAGCUGGACAGAGAGACUGCAGAACUGGUUUCUGAACUGAGGCAAAGGUGGCAGAAUUUGUUCAUAAAGAGGAUCCGUUAUCCAUCUAAACCCUGGUCCCAGCGGGACGAGGCUGUCAUCCACACCCUGGUCUCUGUUCUGGGAGCUGAGGAACAGGAGGCAGGUCUACAGCAGCCCACAGGGAUCGGUCAGCCGCCCAGGCCCAUGCCAUCAGAGGAGAGGCCAAGGAGCUCUGUGUGGACCUCCAAGAGCCACCCUCAGAGACCCACCAAAACCUCCAAUGACAAGUGUUGUGGAGCCUCAGACCUGCUCAGCCCCCACACCAAAGAAGAAGCCUCAGCAGUCGUCAGUCAGAUCUCAGAUGAUCUUCGAUCCUCCAGCAUUUUUUCCGGCCUCAUGACUCUGGACAUCCCAUCUGACCUUCCCUGUCCAUCCUCUUCAGAGAAGCCGGGGUCCUGUCAGCUGACCACGUCAUCUGUUCGAUACUUCAUCAUGAAGAGCAGCAGCAUCAGGAACUUAGAGAUUUCUCAGGAGAAAGGUCUCUGGUCUACAACUCCAAACAACGAGAGCAAACUCACCAAGGCCUUCCUGGGACACAACCUUGUCAUCCUCAUCUUCUCUGUCCAGGGCUCGGGACACUUCCAGGGUUAUGCACGAAUGACAUCAGUCAUCAAUAAUGAGAGCUGUCAGGACUGGGGCUUCGUGGGGCUGGGAGGAGUUUUCAACGUGGAGUGGAUCCACAAAGAGAGUCUUCCCUUCCGGUGCACCCAGCACAUCCUCAACCCCUGGAAUGACAAGAAGAUGGUCCAGAUCAGCAGGGAUGGACAGGAGGUGGAGCCUCAGGCAGCCGGAGAGCUGCUGGCUCUGUGGGACAGACUCUGUGGGAACACUGGCCAUUAAAACUGGACCAUCUCCACUAACAGGCCUGAGGUUCUUUACUGAACUCAGGUAGCCUGUUUCCAUUUGUUUAGACAAAAGUGGUUCAGAUGUUUCUCUCUUCUCUUUGAUGAGUUCUUCUUCACAUUAGAAAUGAAAUCCAGCAUUGGUACCUUCCAUCUGCACACAUGUUCAGAGUUUCCUGUUUUAUAACAUUGGUCCAAACUUCAGAUUCAGUUUGUUUGCUGCUGUUUGAUGUUCUCGUGUUUGUUUGGAUUAAAUAAUAAAGAUGA
This is a messenger RNA of Melanotaenia boesemani (Boeseman's rainbowfish), 4537 nucleotides long. Its product is annotated as 3'-5' RNA helicase YTHDC2. Gene Ontology annotation, cellular component: intracellular anatomical structure. Lineage: Eukaryota; Metazoa; Chordata; Actinopteri; Atheriniformes; Melanotaeniidae. Gene Ontology annotation, molecular function: RNA binding; protein binding; ATP binding. The record is from RefSeq and is a predicted model, not a curated record.